GCGGAAUGUGGUAUGCUGCAAGUCUCACCGUUUUUCCAGAAUCGUCUGCUAAAAAAACAUGUUCGGCUUCGGCAUGCUGAGCAAAAACCACGUUUAUGGAGUUAAAGAGUUCUGAAUUUACCCUAUAAAAACCUAAGCAGUGUAUGUGAAUUUGUCGAGAAAAUGUUAACUACGGUUAGAAAUGAGCUGAUGAGCAGCGAUUGUAAUACGGAAACGGAAUAUUACCCUUUUGGGAACACGCGAGUUCGAAACGUGUUCAAGGAUUUCUAUUUAGGAGGGAAAAUCUAUAGUAACGUGAAUCAAGUGACUAAGGUUCUCUUAUUGGGUUGUGGUGAUCUAAGAAAUACCUUUCAAGCAACAACUUCCAAGAAUCCUAAAAAUUUAGAAAUUCAUCUCAAUGAUAUUCAUCCUUCUGUCUUGGCUCGAAAUAUCAUAAUUUUGAAAAUUGUGUCAGCACGUGAUUUCAAUCCUGACAAUGAUGAAGAUUUUUGUUUUCUGUGGGAUGUGUGGUACAAUAUUGAUUGGCCAGAAGAAACCAGGAAGAGGUUUCUUACUGUUGUAAAGGAAUUGAUGAAUGAGAAAUUACCGGAUAAUGUCUCAAUUCCCAACAAUAGUCACUUUGAAAAGAUUAAGAAUUUGUGGAGCAACUGGCAUUCCGUUUCCUCUAGGAACAAAACUGAUGGUGAAUCACUCAUGAAAAAAAUCUGGGGACAAAGGAAUCAGUGCUUGUUGGACUUGUGGGAAGUCUUGUAUCCAGGAUAUUUACAAGAAAAAGCAACAUUAAAAAAUGCUGAUCUCUACACUACCUCAGUAAAUGAACUGGCUGAACAGUUUCAUAAUCGUGAAGGGUUUACAGGAUUGGCUCCUUGUGUUAAAAAAAAAAUUUACAAUGAAGUGCUCAAAUGCUACAGAAAUGGCAGUAGCCGCCUUCAAAAUGACGACAAAUUGGUGUGCGUCAACCCAACUAUGCUGAACCCCGAGACCCAUGAUUGGAAACUCUUCUGCUUAUUAACUCCGUUUGAAGGUUAUCUGCCGAUGGAAAAAGGAGAGCUGAUAACUUCAGUUGAAGAAAUCAUGAACCAAUCCUGCUCCAAAAUACUCAAGAGAUUGGUGUCUUCCUAUCUCAGACGAAUUGAAACAAUCGAAAUCGUUUUUCAUUUGGAAGAAGCCAUAAAACAUUGCUAUUCAGACGCAAACAAGUUUGACGUCAUCGACUGCUCUAAUUUCGUGGAUCAUGUAGGGUUAGCCAAUUUAGUUGUUGCAUGCUGCCAAAAGUUGUCAGAUAACCCGAAUGCAGUUUUUUAUACCGAAAUAAUGACUGACCGUCAUCAUUCGGCCAACACAAUCGUCGAGACAUCCCUUUGUGUUCCAUUGAGUUUGAUUCCCACCAUUUACGGGUUAAGAUUGGCUGACCAUGUUGAAUUAAGGGAUUCUGCCGUAGAUUACUUACGUUGCAUCACCCUUCAAAGAGGACGCCCAGUGAAUCUCUGCUGGCAAAAAGUACCACACUUUCAGAACAUCAAAUUGAUUCCUUCUCCUGAUUUAAGUCGAUGCCUAACAAAGCUGGCCAAAUUCUGCCAUCUAACAACAUUUCCAAAACCUGCCUCUCUAACAAGCAGUGCUGGAAGUGAAAUCUACUACACUCCCCUAACAUUCAACUAUAUUUUGGAUUCAAUGAUCAAGAGACUGGGACAUGAUUUUUUGUUACCAGACAUAUGUCAGCUUGAAAUCGCUCCCCAAUUCAGACUGGCUCGAAGAUUUCUGGAGGAUUGGAAGAACGGGAAGAAAAUGAAGAAAUUUUCUGCUGGUUUUGUGUCCACAGUGAAGUCUGCAGUUAGCGAAAAAUCUACCACUCUACUUCGGCUAGUUUUUGUCCGAAAAGCUUCUUAUAAGCUUAAUCCUGACUUAUCCGGACCUGAUGUUCAUUUCAUCGACAAUUUUGAACUUGAAUUGAAACAUUCUUCAAAAGGAACAACAGUGGAGGCGGUGUCGUUUUUACUGGCUCAUGAUCAUAGUUUCGAUGAUUCGUACGGUGCAUUUAUUUUCAAUGCGUUGAAUGGAACGCCACUCCUACUCUUAGAGUGUUUUGAAUCGAUGCGGGUAGAGGAAUAUAGUGUACCGUACCCGAUUGAACAAAACAAAUCUCAAAUUUCGCUGGAUCCUAAAGAAAAAAUGUACAUGAAGGUUGAAAGUUGUAUCGAGUCAGAAGAACUGUACACUCUUAGGAUGACCAUUGAAUGUAAUGGAAAUGUUUCAGGAUUGAAGAUAUCCACCAACGAGCAGGCCCCCUGCGAAUCCUCCCAUGACGUCACAGUUUCAUUGACUCAACCCAACAAAAUCAAACCGUUGUCCUUAACAUUUCCAUUUCCGAUCCUUGCGAAAAAUAUUCAAGCGACGCUCCAUCGAAAAAGUCAACAUGUCGAUUUGUUGGUGAAGAAAUCCCUGCUGGAACCUUGGCCAUGCGAGUUUCACACUAAAAAGUCUAAAUGGAUAAUUGACGAUUUAGUUCCCUGGAAAAACGAGUCACUCAAGUCUGAAAAUGUGUUCAACAGUGUGGAACACCAUCUGAGCAGCCAGUUUUUAUCUAAGGAUUUCGAUGUAGACCAUUAUCUUGAUUCGAAGAGUUCUGCUUUGGAAAGCUUGCGCUUUAAGCUUGUAGCAUUGAUGUUCGAUAAUUCUGAGUUUGUCAGUUACGGUCGAAAUGACGAUUGGUACCUGUUGAAACUCCAUCGGCCCCUUCUUACUUCACCAAUGGGAAGCCCCAUAUUGCUGAUUACUGCUCUCGAUGAUAACUAUACAAAAAAUAUUUCGAAGAAAAUAUCUCUAAACCCAACUGUGCUUAAAGAAGUUAUGGAUCACUUUAAGAUUUACGAGAAAGUUUUUCCACUUGGCACACCCAAGGACAAGUUGGAUUUGGAUGCCGAGACCGAAGAAGAGUUUCAAUUGUUUCGUUUUCUCCUGCGUUUGAACUCAACUAGAAUCGAGCCCAGCAAAUGGCAGAAGGAGAAUAUUCCUCUAGGAGGUAGCAGUCCUUGGCUUGCUACUUUCCUUUCGCCUCUCUACCAGGAUUCCGUAUCGACGGAAAGCAUCAAGGAUGAACCAGCUGACGAGAAGUGCUGUGCCGCUUGUAAGAAAAUCCCUGAGAAGUUGAAGAUUUGCAGUCGUUGCCGUUCCACUGUUUACUGCAGUGUCGAGUGUCAACAUUCUCAUUGGCCAAUGCACAAACUCAUUUGCAAGAAAUUGUAAUUUUGCCAAAACUUCAUCCAGACUCUGAUCAAGCAGCUUCAUCCGUGAGUUUAUUCUGAGUUAUUGAAUGGCCAGAUAACUGAUUGACCUGUUAAACUUAAAAAUUCAGAUAUUGCUGUAAUCAAAAGCAUCGCUGCAUUAUUGAAGAGCAAGUUUUUUUUUUUUUUUUUAAUUUGUUUUUUUGGGUUGGAUUAGUUCAUGAACAACUCUUGAUGCAUCAUUUAAACUUUUUUGUAUUGAAAAUCAAGAUUACAUUUAAUAUUGUAACAAU
Messenger RNA from Daphnia pulex (common water flea), 3517 nucleotides. RefSeq lists its product as uncharacterized. The coding region runs from base 163 to 3246 and encodes 1027 amino acids. The transcript is spliced from 6 exons. Gene Ontology annotation, molecular function: DNA-binding transcription factor activity, RNA polymerase II-specific. Gene Ontology annotation, biological process: regulation of transcription by RNA polymerase II. The record is from RefSeq and is a predicted model, not a curated record. Gene Ontology annotation, cellular component: nucleus. Lineage: Eukaryota; Metazoa; Arthropoda; Branchiopoda; Diplostraca; Daphniidae.